Molecule: messenger RNA, 636 nt
Organism: Lacerta agilis (Sand lizard)
Lineage: Eukaryota; Metazoa; Chordata; Lepidosauria; Squamata; Lacertidae
Product: death-associated protein 1-like
Exons: 4
Coding region: 1-315 (104 amino acids)
Biological process (GO): cellular response to amino acid starvation; apoptotic signaling pathway; negative regulation of autophagy
Molecular function (GO): death domain binding
Source: RefSeq, a predicted model, not a curated record
AUGCAGGUACAGCGAAAUCCAGAAGUUUGCCGCAUUCACAACCUGAAAGUUAUGUUACCCAAAGGAUUAAGAAUAAAUGAACUCCUUGAAGAUAUUGAUGUUCAGCAGGUGCUUUUCUUAAUAGAAGCACUGAGUGCUUCAAAUAUUUCAUCUCCACCUAAACCAACUGUGUUCAUUUCUGGAGUCAUUGCAAGGGGUGAUAAAGACUUCCCUCCAGCUGCAGCCCAGGUGGCUCAUCAGAAACCACAUCCCUCUGUGGAAAAGCAUCCUCCUGCACAACAUGUCAACCAACACAUCCACCAACCCCGCAAAUGAAGCUCCUGUCCCAGGAUCCAGCCAGUGUUUACGGAUGGAAUGAUUUAAGAGAUUUGUGCUACCAGAUCUUUUGAAAGUGGUAUCUCAUGCUUUUGCCUUAAUUGCCUAUGGUUUAAAUGGUUAAAAAGGGGUGGGGGUGGGGAGGGAAGAGUCUUCAGUCCUAUCAACUCAGCUGGAAAAAACAUGUUCCUGUGUACUGCCAAUCAAAAAAUAUUAUGGUCACAGAAAUGUAACAGGAUUGGGAAACCCUAGAUCUUUGAAUAAUUAUUUUAAACUUUUUCAUUUCUGGAUUUUGGCACUACUGGAAUGCAUUAGAUUGGG